Guillardia theta CCMP2712 is the source of this 1158-nucleotide messenger RNA. RefSeq lists its product as hypothetical. The annotation marks the transcript as partial. The record is from RefSeq and is a predicted model, not a curated record. NCBI's taxonomy places the organism in Eukaryota, Cryptophyceae, Pyrenomonadales, Geminigeraceae. Gene Ontology annotation, cellular component: membrane. Gene Ontology annotation, biological process: transmembrane transport. The transcript is spliced from 7 exons. Gene Ontology annotation, molecular function: transmembrane transporter activity.
CUUCUAGCCGUCUUCAUUUACGUCAAUCUCCUCAACUACAUGGACCGGGGCAUCGUCAAUGGACGAGGAGGAGGAGGGAGCAACGGGACGUGCAACUUCAAUGCGUCGGUCGUUCCGCGUCGAGGGAUAGCAGGGAGUUUUCAUAUCAACGAGACGGCGCAAGGUGUGUUGGCAGGCUCCUUCAUGGGUGGGUACUGCAUCUUCAGCCCGAUCUUCGCCCAUCUUUCCACCAUCCAUGCUCCCUUCCGGCUCAUGGGGUUGGGCCUGACUGCAUGGUGUGUCGCCUGCGCACUGGGCACGAUGGCGCCAACGUACAACGCGCUCCUCACAGCGAGGAUACUGAGUGGCAUAGGAGAAGCCAGCUUCCAGUGCAUAGCUCCUUGCUUCAUCGAUGACAUGGCAACGGCUUCUCAAAAGGGUAAAUGGCUCGCUGCCUUCUUCAUGGCGGUCCCGAUCGGGCAGGCGCUGGGCUACACCUACGGGGGGUACAUGUGCUCUCAGAUGGACCCCGAGAAGAUUGGGUUCGCCGGAUGGCGGAUGGCCUUUGCGCUGGAGGGUCUGGCGAUGGUGCCAGUGGCAGUCGCCUUUCUCUCCAGACAGGACUCGGAAUCGUACUUGUCCUCUCCUGCUCAGGCGGUUAGGGACGAGUACACGAUCGUGAAGUCCCUCAAGACAAUCGUUGGCAACCCGAUCUGGGUGUGUACGGUGAUGGGAUAUGGCGCCUUUACUUUCUCAGUCGGAGCCAUGGCUGUGUGGGGCCCGACGUACCUUCAGAUGCAGCUGGAUGAUGCGGACCUGGCUUUCGGCUCCGUUGCUGUCUUCACCGGCCUGUUUGGAACGAUCUCUGGAGGCUUCAUCCUGGAUCUUGUCACGAGGGUCCUGGGAAGGGACGCGAUGUCCAAUUCCCUGCUCGUCUCCGCCACCCUCGUCACGCUUGCCUGGCCCUGCUGCUUCCUCGCUUUCUCAGCAACCGAGUACCGCAAGUUCAUCUUCUUCAUGAUCGUCGGCCAGUUCCUGGCGUUCGCCACCACCUCCCCCGUCAACGGCGUCCUGCUAUGGUGCGUCCCAGCAGAAGUCCGAACCCUCAGCAUGGCGCUCUCAGUCGUCGGGAUCCACGUCCUCGGGGAUGUUCCCAGCCCUGUUGUCGUCGGUGCCAUG